Cylicocyclus nassatus is the source of this 1607-nucleotide messenger RNA. Lineage: Eukaryota; Metazoa; Nematoda; Chromadorea; Rhabditida; Strongylidae. The record is from the annotation of a GenBank genome assembly.
AUUGUUUCCAGAAAACAAUGGCAUGUUAGAGGAGACUGGAUGUUGCAGUAGUUCUAGCGGUCGUGUUGAAGGAUCCGAACCUUUUUCCAGUGUAGCAGGUUCGUCUGGCGAAUCGGAAGUUGCUAAUCAUGCUCGAGAAAGGUCCAGACUAUGGAGCAAUCGUGAUCAGAACUGCAGCGGGAAUAGUAAUCUUCAUAUCGCUCUCGCUGAUCCUUCUCAUAGUGGGCAACAUGAUCUACACUACCCUAACGGAUCGAGUCCAGCUCCGCGAGAGAAAGCAACGCUGAGUUCAUUCUUAUCUUCUUUGCAACAACGCCUACCUGUCCUCGUGAUGUAUCCUUACACAUCUGGAGCUGAGCAAGCUGAUCAUCAACAACAGAGACUCCGAAGAGAAGAUGAUUCUCUCGCUUUGAAUCAUCCAGCAGGCGAUCCUUCAGCAAUCUUUGAGGCAGCCUCAAAUCCAGAGACCCUCAUGGGUGAACAUUCUCACUCAGCGCAGAAUGGGAGCGCUAGGACACCAUCUACUUCUGCACUACGUAGAAACAGAUCACGCGCCUCUCCAUUCUGCCCUUGCUUUUCACCGACCAUGAGUAAUUCGGACACGGAUGAUGAAGAUGUGCCUGAACAUGUGGGAAGACAUUGGAGCAGCUCUGUUGCCGAAGUCCUGAGGCAGAGGCUUGCGAUAGUGGGUGAAGCCGCUAAUCAGCUGGCAGGACCUACUGUGUCGAGGCGCAUGCUUCUUAAUGAUGAAGCUCCAGCAGUCCAUCGCAUUGUGGAGUACUCUCACCAUCUCGUUCCGGACAUUGAUCGCAUUCUCAACUCAAGCUAUUACUGGGGAGUGAUGGAUCGUUUCAAAGCUGAAGAGUUGUUAGAUGGCAAACCUGAAGGCACGUUUCUUCUUCGUGACAGUGCCCAAACUGAAUAUCUCUUCUCUGUCUCAUUUCGACGUUAUCAGAGGACUUUGCAUGCAAGAAUCGAACAGGGAAACCACAGGUUCAGCUUUGACAUACAUGAUGAAAGCGUUUACUCUGCACCCACAAUCACGGAACUGAUUGAAAAAUACAAGGAUCCGGCUAGAUGCCUGUUCUUCGAGCCUCAGCUAACGUAUCCGCUAUCGCGCAGGCAUGUGUUUACACUACAGGAGCUUUGUCGAGGUGUAAUUGUCAGUCGAACAACAUACAAUGGCGUUUCAAGUUUGCGCCUACCGCCAAAACUAAAGCAUUAUCUUAGACAGUACCACUACACAAUUCCUGUCCGCACUUUGAACUUGCAGGAGUAAGCUAAGUUCAUAGCAAUGCUUCUGAGCAAACCAUCUUACGAUUUGCAUUUGUUGCUUGCUUACAAUCUGUCAUCUAUAUCUUUUGAUCAUUUGUUAGCUUUACUAUGAAGAUCUUCAGUUAUUUAGUCAAACUAUCUGUGUGUCACUUUUUUCUAAAUAGGUCUUAUUUUCGCUUUUGCUAGUACUUGCGUAACACAUAUAAUCUUAUUGCCUAAUCAUACUAUGUUCAAUGUUCUUCCUAUCAGCGUAUCUUUCAUGUAAUCAUUUUACGUUUUCCGCAAUUAGAUCUGAAUCUCCGAUAACGAUGAUGUCUAUUUUAGUCACCAAU